AUGGCGGCAGCGCGCUCGCAGACUUUUGAGCCCUGGUCCCGCCCCCUGCUGCGGCUGUGCUCUCGGGCACCGCUGAGCACCUGCCGCGGUCACACCUCCAAGGUUGGUGCCCAGGGAAGCGGCCAGGUCUCGGCCGAGAUGAUAGAACACCUGGAACGCCUGGCGCUCGUGGACUUUGGCAGCCGCGAAGCCGUGGCUCGGCUAGAGAAAGCCAUCGCCUUUGCUGACCGGCUCCGAGGCGUGGACACUGACAGGGUGGAGCCCAUGGAGUCAGUGUUGGAGGACAGAUGCUUAUUCCUCAGGUCUGAUGACGUAGUAGAAGGCAACUGUACUCAAGAAAUACUACAAAACUCCCAUCAGGUUUUGGAAGAGUAUUCUGUGGCCCCUCCAGGUAAUAUAUCUCUAGCAAAGCUGGAAGAGCCUUCUCAAGUGGCUGAGUAG
Elephantulus edwardii (Cape elephant shrew) is the source of this 441-nucleotide messenger RNA. RefSeq names its product glutamyl-tRNA(Gln) amidotransferase subunit C, mitochondrial-like. The record is from RefSeq and is a predicted model, not a curated record. Gene Ontology annotation, biological process: mitochondrial translation; regulation of translational fidelity; glutaminyl-tRNAGln biosynthesis via transamidation. Bases 1 to 441 code for a protein of 146 amino acids. Gene Ontology annotation, molecular function: glutaminyl-tRNA synthase (glutamine-hydrolyzing) activity. The transcript is spliced from 2 exons. NCBI's taxonomy places the organism in Eukaryota, Metazoa, Chordata, Mammalia, Macroscelidea, Macroscelididae. Gene Ontology annotation, cellular component: glutamyl-tRNA(Gln) amidotransferase complex; mitochondrion.